This is a messenger RNA of Cuculus canorus (common cuckoo), 5383 nucleotides long. It is a transcript of the gene PREP, whose product is annotated as prolyl endopeptidase. Bases 25 to 2286 code for a protein of 753 amino acids. NCBI's taxonomy places the organism in Eukaryota, Metazoa, Chordata, Aves, Cuculiformes, Cuculidae. The record is from RefSeq and is a predicted model, not a curated record. Gene Ontology annotation, biological process: proteolysis. Gene Ontology annotation, molecular function: serine-type endopeptidase activity; oligopeptidase activity. The transcript is spliced from 15 exons. Gene Ontology annotation, cellular component: cytosol.
UGUGUCGGCGGAGGGGCGGGGCUUAUGGCGGCUGCGUUCCGCCUGCGCCGUGCUGCACGCUUGCUGCCGGCCGCUAAGACUCGUGUCCCUCCCUUGCUGCUGCCCGGGCGUCUCGCUGCUUCUUCUCUGUCCCGUCUCCCCGCGCCGCCCGCCAUGCAGGCCUUCCAGUAUCCCGAGGUGCACCGCGACGAGACCGCUGUGUUGGAUUACCAUGGCUAUAAAAUCAGUGACCCAUACUGCUGGCUUGAAGAUCCCGAUAGCGAACAGACAAAGGCAUUUGUGGAGGCUCAGAACAAGCUUACAGUACCCUUCCUCGAGCAGUGUCCUGUCAGAGGACUGUUCAAAGAACGUAUGACUGAACUCUACGAUUAUCCUAAGUACGGUUGCCACUUCAAGAGAGGAAAAAGGUAUUUUCAUUUCUACAAUACAGGACUGCAGAACCAGCGAGUUUUAUAUGUACAAGACUCCUUGGAUGCUGAUGCCAAAGUAUUUCUUGAUCCAAAUAAGCUUUCUGAUGAUGGCACUGUGGCUUUACGAGGUUAUGCAUUCAGUGAAGACGGUGAAUACUUCGUGUAUGGCCUGAGUUCUAGUGGCUCGGAUUGGGUUACUAUUAAGUUUAUGAAAGUGGAAGGUCCUGAAGAUCUUCCAGAUACACUGGAGAGAGUUAAAUUCACUUGCAUGGUAUGGACCCAUGAUGGAAAAGGCGUGUUCUAUAACUGCUAUCCAAAGCAAGAAGGGAAGAGUGAUGGCACUGAGACUUCCACUAAUCUGCACCAAAAGCUGUAUUAUCAUGUAUUAGGAACUAACCAGUCAGAAGAUAUCCUAUGUGCUGAAUUUCCUGAUGAACCGAAAUGGAUGGGUGGAGCUGAGGUUUCAGAUGAUGGUCGAUAUGUCUUGCUGUCUAUCCGAGAAGGGUGUGAUCCGGUGAACAGACUGUGGUACUGUGAUCUGCAGACAGAGUCUAAGGGUAUAUCAGAUAUUCUUCCGUGGGUGAAGCUGAUAGAUAACUUUGAGGCUGAGUAUGAGUACGUCACCAAUGAAGGAACAGUGUUCACCUUCAAGACAAAUCGCCAUUCUCCAAAUUACCAGUUAAUCAACAUUGACUUCAGUGACCCAGAUGAAUCUAAAUGGAAAGUUCUCAUCCCUGAACAUAAAAGAGAUGUUCUAGAAUGGGUUGCUUGUGUGAGGUCCAACUUGCUGGUUUUGUGCUAUCUGCAUGACGUGAAGAAUAUCCUGUACCUUCAUGAUCUGGCUACUGGUGCGCGUCUCAAGACACUUCCCCUAGAGGUUGGCAGUAUUGUGGGAUAUAGUGGUCAAAAGAAGGAUACAGAAAUAUUCUAUCAGUUUACUUCCUUUUUAUCUCCAGGUAUUAUAUAUCACUGUGAUCUGACCAAAGAGGAACUGGAGCCGAGAGUUUUUCGGGAGGUGACUGUGAAAGGAUUUGAUCCUUCUGUUUACCAGACAAUUCAGGUUUUCUACCCUAGCAAAGAUGGUACUAAGAUCCCAAUGUUUAUUAUCCAUAAGAAAGGAAUUAAACUGGAUGGCUCUCACCCUGCCUUCUUGUAUGGAUAUGGAGGUUUCAACAUGUCGAUUACACCAAGCUACAGUGUAUCAAGACUUAUUUUUGUACGACAUCUAGGGGGUGUUCUCGCCAUAGCAAACAUCAGGGGUGGUGGUGAAUAUGGAGAGACCUGGCACAAAGGUGGUAUCUUGGCCAACAAACAAAAUUGCUUUGAUGACUUCCAGUGUGCUGCCGAAUACCUCAUCAAGGAAGGCUACACAUCCCCAAAUAAGCUGACUAUUAAUGGAGGCUCAAAUGGGGGCCUCUUAGUUGCUGCCUGUGCUAAUCAGCGCCCCGACCUAUUUGGUUGUGCUAUUGCCCAAGUGGGAGUGAUGGACAUGCUCAAGUUCCACAAGUACACCAUUGGUCAUGCUUGGACCACUGACUACGGUUGCUCUGACUGUAAAGAACAGUUUGAAUGGCUGUGCAAGUACUCUCCACUUCACAAUGUCAAACUACCAGAAGAAGAUGGCAUCCAGUAUCCCUCUACGCUGCUUUUCACAGCAGACCAUGAUGAUCGUGUGGUCCCUCUGCAUUCACUUAAGUUUAUUGCUACUCUGCAACAUGUUGUGGGCCGAAGCCGUAAACAAACCAAUCCACUUCUCAUCCAUAUUGACACCAAGGCUGGGCAUGGAUCAGGAAAGCCGACUGCUAAAGUUAUAGAAGAAGUGUCAGAUAUGUUUGCUUUUAUAGCACGAUGCCUAAAUCUUGAUUGGAUUGAAUAGGCGAAAUGCUUAUUACUGUCUCUCGUAGAAAACAAGGGCUUUAACACCAUUUAAGACCAAUCAGACUACUACUUGGUGUAGUACUUAGAUUUAAGAACUGCAGUUUAAUAUUUUAUUGCUCCAACCUGCUAUGGAGUUUUGAUCUUUUGUGCUUCCCUCUGUUUGGUUUUUCUUUUAAUUUCUUUUCUACUGUGUUCCAAAGUACAUUUUGAAAAGCAUGUUCAAAUAAAUAGCUGAGCUACUGUCAGUGCUGUUGUGAUCAUUUAGAUUCCAGAGUUAGUGCUAGUUGAGCUUAAACAAUUUUAAUGUAAAACAUUAAAACUUUUAAACAGUUUUAAUGUAUUUUGUACCUAUAAACUUAUCCAGAUAAUCUGUAAUUAAAUGUAAGUACAGUCCAGAUACAAGAACACUGAGCACACUUUAUUUACACAGUAACUUAUUUAAGAACGUAAAUUGAAGGUGUUCAGCCACAACCAUGAAAUACUGAAGAGACAGUAAUCUGGGUAAUUAAAUCAGGUAUUAUUGAAAGCUUGUAUUACGUGUGGUUCAUAUAUGUUUUGCAAUCUAUAAUCAUGAUGUUGCCAAAUUGUUCUAUCUUUCCAAAGAGACGUCAAAAUGUCACCAGUUUUAUCUUCUGUUAUUUACUUCCACACAGAAGAGAAAAUUGGAGGCUAGAAAACUUGAAGAAUUCUUCUGUAAUCUCAGCCGAGCUAUAAAGAUACUCUCCAACAACCCUUCUGCUGUUAGCUCUCUAGCUGUUUCUGAAGAGUAGUCCAGGUACUGGUUUAGAAACAAAAUAGUAACAGCAAAAAAAACCAAUAACCCCAAACCACAGCUUUGUCCAGAUUGUUCAGGUUCAGCUUUUCCUGAUGCCUUUGACAGAAUGUUCUUUAAUAAACUGAAAUCUGAACGUACAUAUAUAACCUAUGUUCCGGCUGCAGAACAAGAGCUCAUAGUUAGACUCCCUAAUGAUUUGACACAGGCACAGUAUUUGAAUGGCCUUUUCAUGUAUUUCUAUGUAGGCUGUAGAGAUAUAAAGAAAGUGUGAGUAUUUGCCUGCUAGCUGUAUAAACUCUGAUACACUGCAGCAAUUAGUGUUUAAUUUUACAUAGGAAAGCAGUAUUCUACCAACUAUUAUCAGUGUUGUUGCCCCUCAAGUAAAACACUGCUGCUUCCCGCUUUUGGGUGAACUGAUGAAUUCUUCAGAGUAGUGCUUGUAAUUAUAGUCAUCCUUAGACCCUAAGGCCUGUAUUUUAACUGUAAGCUCAGGAGUUUAAUCUGAAAGGAAACAGCAUCUAAGCUGAGGAAGAUGAGGGAAUGGUGUUUAAAAGUGGAGUAGACUGCUGUAAACAGCAGCAAAAUUAAGAUAAAUUUGCACCAGACUCACUCUGUAUUUCUCUCAUGCUCUGGGGCUUCUGCUGAUCCCUCUGCAAUCCAAGAUGGAUCAUCCUUCCCAAGCCUUAUUAUGCAUAAUUUGAUGUUAGGAGGGAACAAAUAAAAAGAUUUCUGCUUUCCUGUGAAAUACCACACCUAAAACUCGCAUGGGAUCUGGCGUUCAUUUGUGAUCCAUGGACUUUACAGUCCUACCACAUAAUUUAAUGGACUGAUGCAUUCUGAUCACCACAUUGAAUUAAACAAUCACAUUAGGGAGUUGAGGGAGAGCUUGGGUUUGGGUUUUUUUUUCCCUCUGGGCUGUGAAAACAGGGUUUAGGUUUAGCAUCUCCUUUCUCCCAGUGAUAUGUGAACAGCUUUCCAUGAUCGUCUGGGAAUUUAGAACAGCUUGCUUGUACAGCAGAAGCACAGCACAUAAAGCAGUGCCAUCUCCACUUGUAACACCUCCCAGUUGCUGCAUCUGGCCUGUUGCUGAAUGUUACCAUAUCAUCAUGAGAGGAGAUCUUCGCCUCCAAGAAGAUAGCUUUGCUGUGUAGGGUGUGUGGAAAACGUGGUCCUCAGGUGUUUGUGAAGUAGAGCUGAAUUGUGUUGGUGCAUUGAAUUGCAAAGGUUUGAGCACUGCCACCUCAAUCAUCUCUUCAGGUCUUUGUUCCUAAAAAUGCUUUUCCUGGUUCUCCAGCUGCUCAAACACAAAACUUCUGGCACAGGUUAAAAAUCAUUUUCCUCCUGAAGCCUUCUGCUGAAGCCGAGUUGCCUGAAUGGCUCAGUAUCAGGGCAAAUAACCUGUAAUGGUAUGAGUUUGGAAACUAAGAUUUCUCUCUGAGUGGCAAUCAAUAGUAUUAAAGGUGGAACUGGCUUGCCCAAGACACCACUCACAAAGAAGUUUGUAGAAUGUUGGGAUCUCUAUUGGGAGAACAUUGUGUUUCUGUAAUAAGGUCUCAAUGUCGAUGUUUUAAUCAAUCGGCUAUGCCAAGUCCAAGAUUCAGGUGCCAAAAAAGUGUUGUUGCAGAGUGUCCUACUAGCUGAGUUGUUCCUUUUGGUGCCGAAAGGGUCAUGCUCCAACUGAAAUCUGUAAUUAACUCUGAGCAAGUAAUGCUCUUGUAAUAUAGGGGGCUUUAAACUUUCAGGAUUUGGAUUAAGUAGUCCUGGAGCCAAACCAUUCCUGCUGUAUAAAAUCUAAUGAAAUCUCUGUUUUCAAGGUUAACUUCUUUUCUCUGCAGUGGAAAUGCUAUUUUAUGAAGCAGCUGCCUAUGUUGUAUCGUUUAUUCCCAGUAUGUGAAGCAAGAUUCACUAGCUGGGCAAGGUAACCUCCUGACAACUCUCUGCAUUUUCAAAAUCAUAUUUCUUUAUAGAUAAACAGAUACCAAUGUUUUGUGCCAAGAUCAAAAUGAGAAAAAUCUUUAAAGUGCUGUAAGAGGCUUAUGUUACAUGAACCAAAAUCUGGUUUUAAGUGGAAAUAAAUGAACUUUUUACAUAUUGCUCCUUCUGGUACUCUUCACAACUAAUGUAAAGCUACCUUAGUUGUCUUUGCUCCUAUGAGAAUACAUCUGCAACAGAAUUGAUUUAUGUGAAAAAGGUCAGAAAUAAUUUUAAAACCUGAGAGUCUUCAUAUUCUUCACAGAAAAAGAUAUUUUAAUUCCUUUGCAUCAGAGUUAAUUUACAUUCUGGUAGCAGGGGAAAAAAAAACCCAAAAACUAAACCAAAA